This is a messenger RNA of Nannospalax galili (Upper Galilee mountains blind mole rat), 5787 nucleotides long. RefSeq names its product potassium sodium-activated channel subfamily T member 1 (gene Kcnt1). Lineage: Eukaryota; Metazoa; Chordata; Mammalia; Rodentia; Spalacidae. Bases 28 to 3807 code for a protein of 1259 amino acids. Gene Ontology annotation, molecular function: intracellular sodium-activated potassium channel activity. Gene Ontology annotation, biological process: potassium ion transport. The record is from RefSeq and is a predicted model, not a curated record. Gene Ontology annotation, cellular component: membrane. The transcript has 32 exons.
GCGGUUUCUGCCCAGCCUCGCGUCCUCAUGCGGCUCGCCGACGGGGCGCGCAGCCCGGGAAGCAUCUGCCCAGAGGCGCUCGCCAGGGGCUUCUCCAACCGGACCUUCGAGUUCGACGACGGCGGCUGCACCCCCAGGCGGUCCUGCGCGCCGGACGGAGGCCGCGGGGACGUGCUCCUGGACGCAGCCAGCCUCAACAUGAACGACCUGGACACCGAGGUGCUGCCCUUGCCGCCGCGGUACCGCUUCCGAGACCUGCUUCUGGGUGACCAGCCUUUCCAGAACGAUGACAGGGUUCAGGUGGAGUUCUAUGUCAACGAGAACACCUUCAAAGAGCGCCUCAAGCUGUUCUUCAUAAAAAACCAAAGAUCCAGUCUGAGGAUCCGGUUGUUCAACUUCUCCCUCAAGCUCCUCACCUGCCUUCUCUACAUCGUCCGCGUCCUACUGGACAAUCCAGACCAGGGCAUCGGAUGCUGGGGCUGCAUGAAGUAUAAUUACACCUUCAAUGGCUCAUCCUCGGAGUUCCAUUGGGCCCCCAUCCUGUGGGUGGAGAGGAAGAUGGCUCUGUGGGUGAUCCAGGUCAUUGUGGCCACAAUAAGCUUCCUGGAGACCAUGCUCCUCAUUUACCUCAGCUACAAAGGCAACAUCUGGGAGCAGAUUUUCCAAGUGUCUUUCAUCCUGGAGAUGAUCAACACGCUGCCCUUCAUCAUCACGGUCUUCUGGCCGCCUCUACGGAAUCUGUUCAUCCCUGUGUUUCUCAACUGUUGGCUGGCCAAGUACGCGCUGGAGAACAUGAUCAACGACUUCCACCGAGCCAUCCUACGUACACAAUCAGCCAUGUUCAACCAGGUGCUCAUCCUCUUCUGCACCCUGCUAUGCCUCGUCUUCACGGGGACCUGUGGGAUCCAGCACCUGGAGCGAGCAGGCGGAAACCUGAACUUGCUGACCUCUUUCUACUUCUGCAUCGUCACCUUCUCCACUGUGGGCUUCGGUGAUGUGACCCCCAAGAUCUGGCCAUCCCAGCUCCUAGUGGUCAUCCUGAUCUGUGUGACCCUUGUGGUGCUCCCACUGCAGUUUGAGGAACUUGUCUACCUCUGGAUGGAACGACAGAAGUCAGGGGGUAACUACAGCCGCUACCGGGCACAGACGGAAAAGCAUGUGGUCUUGUGUGUGAGCUCCCUCAAGAUCGAUCUCCUCAUGGACUUCCUGAAUGAGUUCUAUGCCCACCCCCGGCUCCAGGACUACUACGUGGUCAUCCUGUGUCCCACCGAAAUGGAUGUCCAGGUGCGCAGGGUGCUGCAGAUCCCUCUGUGGUCCCAGCGGGUCAUCUACCUCCAGGGCUCUGCCCUCAAGGACCAGGACCUCAUGCGGGCCAAGAUGGACAACGGAGAGGCCUGCUUUAUCCUCAGUAGCAGGAAUGAGGUGGACCGCACAGCCGCAGAUCACCAGACCAUCCUGCGAGCCUGGGCCGUGAAAGACUUUGCCCCCAACUGCCCCCUCUACGUCCAGAUCCUCAAGCCCGAGAACAAGUUCCACGUCAAGUUUGCUGACCACGUGGUGUGCGAGGAGGAGUGCAAGUAUGCCAUGCUGGCCCUGAACUGCAUCUGCCCGGCCACCUCCACCCUCAUCACCCUGCUGGUGCACACGUCCCGUGGCCAGGAAGGACAGGAGUCUCCUGAGCAGUGGCAGCGCAUGUACGGACGCUGCUCGGGCAACGAGGUGUACCACAUCCGCAUGGGUGACAGCAAGUUCUUCCGGGAGUAUGAGGGCAAGAGCUUUACCUACGCAGCCUUCCAUGCACACAAGAAGUAUGGUGUGUGCCUCAUCGGGCUGAAACGGGAGGAGAACAAGAGCAUCCUGCUGAAUCCGGGGCCACGGCACAUCCUGGCUGCUUCUGACACCUGCUUUUACAUCAACAUCACCAAGGAGGAGAACUCAGCCUUCAUCUUCAAGCAGGAGGAGAAGCAAAAGAGGCGGGGCCUCUCGGGGCAGGCGCUGUAUGAGGGUCCAUCCCGGCUGCCUGUGCACAGCAUUAUCGCCUCCAUGGGGACAGUGGCCAUGGACCUGCAGAACACAGAGUGCCGGCCCUCCCAGGGUGGCAGCGGCGGGGGCAGUGGGAAGCUGACUCUGCCCACAGAAAACGGCUCUGGCAGUCGGCGCCCCAGCAUCGCACCUGUCCUGGAGCUGGCAGACAGCUCAGCUCUGCUGCCGUGUGACCUUCUGAGUGACCAAUCAGAGGAUGAGGUGACACCCUCAGACGACGAGGGGCUCUCCGUGAUAGAGUAUGUGAAGGGCUACCCCCCAAACUCACCCUACAUUGGCAGCUCCCCCACCUUGUGCCACCUUCUGCCUGUGAAGGCCCCCUUCUGUUGUCUGCGGCUGGACAAGGGCUGCAAGCACAACAGUUAUGAAGACGCCAAGGCCUAUGGGUUCAAGAACAAACUGAUCAUCGUCUCUGCAGAGACCGCAGGCAAUGGGCUCUACAAUUUCAUCGUGCCGCUGCGCGCCUACUACCGGUCCCGCAGGGAGCUCAACCCCAUCGUGUUGCUGCUGGACAACAAACCUGACCACCACUUCCUAGAGGCCAUCUGCUGCUUCCCCAUGGUCUACUACAUGGAGGGCUCUGUGGACAACCUGGACAGCCUGCUGCAGUGCGGUAUCAUCUAUGCCGACAACCUGGUGGUGGUGGACAAGGAAAGCACGAUGAGCGCGGAGGAGGACUACAUGGCCGACGCCAAGACCAUUGUCAACGUGCAGACCAUGUUCCGGCUUUUCCCCAGCCUCAGCAUCACGACGGAGCUCACACACCCUUCCAACAUGCGGUUCAUGCAGUUUCGUGCCAAGGAUAGCUACUCUCUGGCUCUUUCUAAAUUGGAAAAGCGGGAGCGAGAGAAUGGUUCCAACCUGGCCUUCAUGUUCCGUCUGCCGUUUGCCGCCGGCCGCGUGUUCAGCAUCAGCAUGUUGGACACACUGCUCUACCAGUCCUUCGUGAAGGACUACAUGAUCACCAUCACCAGGCUGCUGCUGGGCCUUGACACCACACCGGGCUCCGGCUACCUCUGUGCUAUGAAGAUCACCGACGAUGACCUUUGGAUCCGCACCUAUGGCCGCCUCUUCCAGAAGCUCUGCUCCUCCAGCGCAGAGAUUCCCAUCGGCAUCUAUAGGACCGAGUGUCAUGUCUUCUCCUCUGAGCCCCACGACCUCAGAGCCCAGUCCCAGAUCUCAGUGAACAUGGAAGACUGCGAGGAUACUCGGGAGGCCAAGGGGCCCUGGGGCACACGGGCCAGCUCUGGCAGCACCCACGGCCGCCACGGAGGCAGCGCCGACCCGGCUGAGCACCCGCUGCUGCGGCGCAAGAGCCUGCAGUGGGCCCGCAAGCUGAGCCGCAGAGGCAGCAAGCAGGCGGGGAAGGCACCGGUUGCCACCGAGUGGAUCACCCAGCAGAGGCUCAGCCUGUACCGACGCUCAGAGCGCCAGGAGCUCUCUGAGCUAGUCAAGAACCGUAUGAAGCACCUGGGGCUGCCCACCACUGGCUAUGAGGACGUAGCAAAUUUAACAGCCAGUGAUGUCAUGAAUCGGGUAAACCUGGGAUAUUUGCAAGAUGAGAUGAAUGAUCAUCAUCAGAACACCCUCUCCUAUGUCCUCAUCAACCCCCCACCUGACACAAGGCUGGAGCCCAACGACAUUGUGUACCUCAUCCGCUCCGACCCCCUGGCCCACGUGGCUAGCAACUCCCAGAGCCGGAAGAGCAGCUGCAACAAGCUUUCCUCCUGUAACCCUGAGACCCGGGAUGAGACACAGCUCUGAGCAGCUGAAGCCUGUGCCAGGACAGGCAGACUGGUGGGCACACUGGGUACAUUGUCAUGCUGGCCUGGCCAGGGCAAGUUAUAUUCCACAUGGUGGCUCCAAGACAGCCCCAGAAAAGAACCCCUCACUGUGGGGCCAGUCAGGAGACCACUCUAUCACCCUGGAAGCUGGCAGGAAGCAUUUUUAAACUUAUUUUUACAAAUCUGUAUGAUCCAUGACUCUUUACACAUGUACCGCAACUCGUGACUGGGGUCUGGCCAAAGUGGGAUGUGAGGGGACAAAGCAGGGACUGGACACUACUCUGGGUUCCACCGUCCCCUAGACAUGCUAAGGGGAGAGAGAAGGACCUGGAACUGGGGAAUCCCACACACAACCCCCUGCAUGGAAUGUAGCUGUGUUCUCUGGCCACCCAACCUGCUGUUUUAAUCACAGAUUCUGCAUGGCACUGGAGCCACACCAGGGCCUAUGGGUAUGCCCCCACCCCCGCAACCUGGCAAGGGGCCAGCAGAAGUGUUGUACCCUUCAAGAGGAGGUGAAAACCAGAAGAGAGCCUUGGCACUUGGGCUGGGGCUGUGCAGCCCCUGCAUGUGGGGUCCUGGAGGAGCCUUGCACCCUUGGCUAUGGAGGUCAGAUGCUGUUUCCAGUUAUUACACUGAGCUGCUCCAGCCAUGGUGUUUGGCGACACAGCCUGGCAGGCGAUAAGUCUCCAUGGACCAUUUCACACACUCAAAGCAAAGCCUUGUCUCUAAACACCUGAUCUGAGAAGCACAAUUAGCUCUGGGCUCUGCCCAUGCCUCUGGUCUCCAGAAGUAGCUCUUGGCAGCUGGCCUUGUUCCCAUUUGUGGUUUAUAUGGUCAGCACUAGAAUCUAUUAAAUGGAUGUAUUCUAUAGGCAUGUGUGGUACAUGGCAGCCCACUUUAGUUCCAGGACACUGGGUCUGCAAGACACCUGUUUAAGGGUUAGAACUGCCUCAUGUGGUUCUCCACCCUCAACCUGACCUGGUCUGCAUGGCCCUCCAAAAAUGCCAUAAUCAAAUCCCCUGUGGCUGUAGGUAGUUGAGUCUGGGCAGCUGGGGAGGACUCCCUGGAGAGCACGCCCCUGAGGUAGGUACGGCUCACCUGAGACCUACAGCUCCUGGAGAUCCUACACCUAUCGGGGAGGAAGAUGCCCCGGUGGGACUAUGUGCACCUUAUCCAUGUGCUUUUGAGCACCCUGAGAGGCUGAGGUAAAGGAAAGGGCCAAAAAACCCCAGGUUUUCCUAAUCAGAGCAGAUAGAACCCCAAGUGGGCAGAUAAUACAGGGUUAAGGUAGUUGCUGUACCUGCCUGGUGACAUUCCCUGCCUGCAUUCCAACUUGCCCCUACCCCAACUCCUUGUCUGAUUGGCACUCACCUGCUUAGAAAGAAUGGGGGACCUAGUGAGGUGGCAUGGGGGACUGGACUGUGACUACUUGGAGCCGGACCUGGGACCUAUGGGAGUGGCAGGUAGUUGACAUUGGGCUGGGGUGACCUGGGCUUGUUUCGGCUGGACUAGGGUCUGUCAGUGGCCAUCACUGCAACAGGAGGGGUCUGAGCCUGCCUUGCUCAUGCCCUUGGCCUAGACCCAUACGCAUUUUUCUGCUGGGCUAUCUGCCUGGCUGUUGAGCCCAGGACACAACAGCUGCUCUGGGCUCCAUUGGGAUGGGGCUGAAGCCCUCAAGCCAUGCUGGGAAGAGCUGCCACCCCUUUGAGGCACCUUGGGGAAAGCCACCUGACUCAUAUUUGGGUCAGGGUCUGUGUUCUCUUGUGCAGCUGCGGCACUGAGACAUUUUUGGUCUCUGAGGGGGGUCCCUCCUCCCACAGGUGGGAGCAGCUACAUCCCACCCAGUCUUCUGCCAGCUGCUAAGGAUGCCAGGCCCUGUGCAUAACUGGCACUGGGGACCAGGAGGGACUGUGCACUGAGAUGUCGGUCACCAGCUCAAUAAAAGCCACUUGCACACCUA